Anastrepha obliqua is the source of this 623-nucleotide messenger RNA. RefSeq lists its product as uncharacterized. Bases 55 to 573 code for a protein of 172 amino acids. The transcript has 2 exons. The record is from RefSeq and is a predicted model, not a curated record. Lineage: Eukaryota; Metazoa; Arthropoda; Insecta; Diptera; Tephritidae.
UACAUAUCAAGUGAAGACCCUUCUGAAAACUUAGUUCACAUAGUUACAUUUAUAAUGAAAGUGUAUUUACCUAUGUGGUUUCAAAUAAAACUGAACGAUUCAAUUGCAGAUGGUGCGAGACAUGUCUUCACUAUGAUUAAAAAUUCUCGGUACUUACCAGAACAUCUUCUGAGAGUAGUUGAUCCUGUGAUACAACACAAUGCUUAUUUCGCGCAUCCUGAAAAUUUGCUUUUAUCUAUGGUCACAGAUGAAAAUCGGAAUGUACGUAAGAUUGGGGUACAAAUGAUUUUAAAAGCCAGAGAUACAACUUCUACUGCGAAGAAUUCGGUGCGCUCAUUCAUUUUGCCAAAACUGAACUUUAAUGCCACUAAUUACUAUGAAAUGAUCGACUGGUCUUCUACAAUACUAUCACCUCCUCCAGUACUAAGAAAUGUCUUAAAUGCAGAUCUGUUAUCUUCCAUUGAUAACCAACCAUCUAUCUCUCAAUGGAACUUGUCAAGCUUUCCAUGCCACACUCAAGCGGUAGAGCGAACUGUUAAGCUUGUCACUGAAGCGUCGAACAAGUUUGCCUAAAUUUGAUCACAAAUCCCAGUUUGUAAUUAACACAUAAAGAGAGUUCACUG